This is a messenger RNA of Phyllotreta striolata, 1574 nucleotides long. Lineage: Eukaryota; Metazoa; Arthropoda; Insecta; Coleoptera; Chrysomelidae. The record is from the annotation of a GenBank genome assembly.
AGGGUGUUCAAUUAAAAUAAAAAUUAUGUUGGAGUAUAUUCUUUUCUGGUUAUUAUUGUUAUUUGUGCUACCGAUUUAUUUACACAAUAGAUUUGUGAAAAGCCAUGGGAAAUAUUUGAAAAACAUGCCAGGCCCUAGGCCUAAUCCCUAUUUAGGGAACAUGUUGGAUUUUCUCUGCCCAAAUUACAAAAUACUCGACGUUGUAUUGAAUUAUACAAAAAAAUACGGAAAUAUAAUAAAAGUUUACUACGGUCCCUUGCAAAUGGCUGUGCUAACUUGUGAUGAAAAAUUCUUGGAAUUCAUAAUGAACUCCAACAAAACAGUGAAAGGGGAUCAAUAUUUGUUUUUCCGAAAUUGGAUUGGAGAUGGAAUAUUUAUUAGUUCAGGCAAAAAAUGGAAAGCUCGGCGUCGCAUGUUAACACCAGCUUUCCACUUUACAAUACUUGAAAACUUCGUCGACAUUUUCGAAAGCUGUGGAGAUGUACUUCUAAAAAACCUAGAACCCUACGAAGGACGUGAGAGUUUCGAUAUUAAUAAAUUGAUAACGCUUUAUGCCCUUGAUGUAAUAUGCGAAUCUUCCAUGGGCACUAAACUCAACGCUCAAAUGAACGGGGAGAAUCAAUACGUAAAGGCAGUCAAACUUAUUUGCCAGAUUAUAGUAGAAAGGAGUUUUUCGCCGUUAAACCCAGUUUUAUAUCCUUUUACGUACAAUUUUUACAAAGAGCGAAGAGCACUGAAAGUUCUACACUCAUAUUCUGAAGCUGUUAUAGAUCAGAGAAUACGAGAGAUGAAUGAUAGGACAGAAAACCAGAGUGAACAAAGCGAAGAUGAUAUUGGAAUUAAAAAGAAAAUUUCAUUCUUGGAUUUGCUCUUGAGAGCUACUUGUGAUGGCAAACCAUUAUCAAAGGCAGAUAUUAGAGAUGAAGUAGAUACAUUCAUGUUUGCGGGUCACGAUACUGUAGCUUCCACCAUUUCGUUUACUUUACAUGCUUUGGCCAACAACCCCUCCGUACAGCAAAAAACGUUGGAAGAGCAGAUAGAAAUGUUCGGUGACAUAAAAUCGGCCAAACCCACGUAUGCAGAUUUGCAAAAUAUGAACUAUUUAGAUAUGGUUAUCAAAGAGUCGAUGAGGAUGUACGCUCCUGUGCCUUUGAUUGUGCGAAAAACCACAGAAGAAUUUGAAUGGGAAGGUAACGUUUUCCCCAAAGAUCUCACUAUCGGGAUAUAUCAAUUUUUACUUCAUAGAAGCAAAAAAUAUUAUGAAGAUCCAAUGAAGUUCAUUCCAGAACGAUUUUUAAAUGUAGACGGUAAACAUCCCUACAGAUUCAUUCCUUUCAGCAGUGGACCGAGGAAUUGCAUAGGUCAAAAAUUCGCAAUGGUACAAUUAAAAUGCAUAUUGUCUAAGAUAGUGCGAAACUUCGAACUGCUACCAGCAAAUCCAAACCCCGAACUGAAAAUAGCUCCUGAAAUAAUACUAGUAUCAAAAAAUGGUAUUACCAUAAGCAUAAGGAAGAGACAUUGACAGUUUGUUUUAGUGGGUGCAAUAGUUUGUAGUGUAAGUUUGAUAAAUAAAC